Messenger RNA from Fimicolochytrium jonesii, 4898 nucleotides. RefSeq lists its product as uncharacterized. The transcript is spliced from 11 exons. The coding region runs from base 131 to 4708 and encodes 1525 amino acids. Gene Ontology annotation, biological process: phosphorelay signal transduction system; protein autophosphorylation. NCBI's taxonomy places the organism in Eukaryota, Fungi, Chytridiomycota, Chytridiomycetes, Spizellomycetales, Powellomycetaceae. Gene Ontology annotation, molecular function: histidine phosphotransfer kinase activity; phosphorelay sensor kinase activity. The record is from RefSeq and is a predicted model, not a curated record.
CCGCGUCGCAUGGCUGAGCAGCCAAUUGGGCUGGGAGGCAGGGCGACGGUCAAACACGCCGGACUUUCUUCCCUCACCGAUUGCCGCGUUGCCCCUUCCGCCCGUUGGUUUCCCUGGCUCAGACUCACAAAUGUCGGUUGCAGCAGCUGUAGGUGAUACUCCUUGUAUCCGCGCCCGUAUGUCUUGCUCAAGUGCCUUCUCGGGCGGCGGUGCCAUGGGCCAGCUCGUCAGGGCAAAGGACUGGAGCACCACAAAGCUCGGGCCCUCACAGGACUGGGCUCAGUCACUUAAAACCUCCGUCUCUUUCAUCCUCAACGCUGCCUUCCCUUUCAUUCUCUUCUGGGGCGACCACUACAACGUUAUCUACAACGACCAGUACAUCCCCAUCUUUGGCGGAAAGCACCCGACCGUGCUGGGCCAACCUGGGUACGAGGCGUGGAGUGAAGUUUGGGAUGUCAUUAGGCCCAUGCUCGAAAACGUCCGCGGUGGUACAGCCACCUGGUCAGAGAACCAGUUGCUCGAGUUGACCCGCAAUGGCUACGUGGAAGAGUGCUACUUCACCUGGUCGUACUCGCCGGUUAGGAUUGAGGACGGCACCGUUGGUGGAGUCAUGACGCCCAUCACCGAAACAACGAAAACCGUGUUGAGCGAGCGCAGGCUGAACUUGCUGCGAGAGCUGGCUGCAAGCACUGCUAACACGCAGUCCGAGGACGAAGCUUGCGCCUUAUCGGCACAAAUCUUUGAGCAAAACUGUGCAGACAUUACGUUUGCGCUCAUCUAUAUGCUCGAUGGGAGUGGCAGAAAGCUGAUACUAAAGGGCUUUUCCAACGUCGAGUCUGGUCAUUUGCUGUGCGUUUCUUCAAUCGAUCGCGAGGAACAAGGAUCAUGGCCGGUCGACCAAGUAUUCUCACAGCGGUGUGGGGUGGAAGUCCAUGAGCUGCAGGAAAGGUUUGGCUAUAUCACCGGAGGCGUUUGUGAACACACGCCCACAUCCGGAGCCAUUGUGUUGCCUCUGGAAGCUUCUGCAAACCAGGAACCCAUCGGCCUGGUCGUUUUUGGGAUCAAUCCUAGGAGAGAGCUGGAUUCUGAUUACAAGGAUUUCUUAGAAAUGACGAGGACUCAAGUCGCCACUUCCAUCCUGCGCGGGAGGUCCUUGACCGAAAAGCAACACCGGCUGCAGGCGCUCGCCGAGAUUGAUCGCGCGAAAUCCGUGUUCUUCAGCAAUAUCUCUCAUGAGUACAGGACGCCGUUGUCGCUUAUCUUGGCCCCGGUUGCGGAUCUUUUGGGGGACUCCUCCCUGACUUCCCAACAGUUGGACAAGAUCCGUCUGGUAGAAAGGAAUGCUCAGCGCCUGCACAAGCUUGUGAACUCGGUUUUGGACUUCUCGCAAUUGGAGGCUGGACGCAUGGAAGCUAACUUCCGCCUUACGAACAUAAGCGUUGUCACCGCGAAUGCCGCGUCUAUGUUUAGAUCAGCGAUGGAAAAGGGGAACCUGGAUUACACGGUCGAGACGCCGCCCUUGGGAGAGAUGGUUUAUCUUGACGUUGACAUGUGGGAGAAAAUCGUCUUAAAUCUCCUCAGCAAUGCCUUCAAAUAUACUGUUCAAGGCGGCGUUAAAGUUCGCCUGUAUAAAGACGAAACGGCUGCUUUUUUGGAGGUCGAAGAUACGGGAUGCGGAGUUCCCGACAAUGAAGUUGACCGUUUAUUUGAGCGAUUUCACCGCUGCCACUCCUCGAGCGGCCGAUCGGUGGAGGGCACCGGAAUCGGGCUUUCCUUGACCCACGAGCUUGUCAAGCUUCACGGCGGUGCCAUCACGGCCACAAGCACCCUUGGUGUCGGGACUAAAUUUACGGUUUCUAUACCGCUUGGAAAAGGCCAUAUUUCUUCCUCCCAGAUUACCGCGCAGGAUCAACUGGAUUCCACUGCCCAAUCAUCUGUUGGCCGGGCGUUUAUCCAAGAGAGUGCAAGGUGGAUUACCGAAAACUCGAGUUAUGUUGGCUCCGUCAACGACAAGCCGGACGAAUCCUUCUCGGUUGGCACGUCAGCAAACGAGGACGCCCUCGGAACAGGAUCCUCUGAUCAAGGCCCUUUCAACGAUAACCGCUUGGCGCGGGUGGUGCUGGCAGACGAUAACGCGGAUAUGAGAGAGUAUGUGGGUAGCUUGCUGGCCAAGUUUUGCAUAGUGCAUGUAGCCAACGAUGGCCGUAACGCAUAUGGUGCUAUCAUAGACAAUCCACCCGAUCUCAUUCUCAGCGAUGUCAUGAUGCCACAUAUGAAUGGUUUCGAGUUGCUCCAGAAGAUCCGUGAACACCCUCACUUGAAGAAUAUUCCGUUCGUGCUUCUCAGCGCCCGUGCUGGGGAAGAAGCGAAAGUCGAAGGUUUGCAAGCUGGUGCAGAUGAUUACAUGGUGAAGCCGUUUUCAGCAAAGGAAUUGCGCGCGCGUGUAAGGGCGCACAUUGCGAUUGGCAGGAUGCGCAAGGAAUUAGACCGGCUUGUCAAAGCGCGCACUGCGCAGUUGCAAGAGAGUGCACGUCAAUUCCAGCUCUUAUCCAAUAUCUCGCCGGUAGGCAUCAGCCGCUUGAAUAUGAAGGGCGAGGUGGUUUUCGUGAACAAGGCGUGGUGGAAGAUUGUUGGCCGGGACCCCAACGUCGAUGAUCCAAAUGACUGGCAGCAGUGGGUGAAGCCGGAGACGAUAGCGGACGUUAACGACCUGAUGUCUGACGGCGUGAAGGAGGCUGGUGCGACUGCCCGUCGGGAGACCACCCUUGUCCGUCCCGACGGAACGGAGGUCACAAUCAUUAGCAGCUGCAUCUUUGACGACGGAAGCGGCGAGGAUGGCCAGCCCCACGAAUUUACUGGGGGGGAAACGGAUCUUGAAGCAUACAGCAAGAACGCUGGCUUUUACUUUGCCGCCAUGGAUAUCACGGAGGAGAAAAAGCUUGAGCAGCAGCGGAUCAAUGCUCUACUGGAACUGUCGGAGGAACAGAGACGCAGGGCGGAGGAUGCGGAUGAGAACAGGAGGCAACAGGAAGCAUUUGUGGACACAAUUUGCCAUGAGAUUCGCAAUCCGCUCUCGGGCGUCCGGAAUUGUGCUGAUUUGCUGCAAUUAGGAGUCAAGCGGCUUUGGUCUAUCACUCGAACGGUUCAGUCUGCUGUCAACGCUUGGAAGUCCAUGAGCGGUGCGGAAUACGCUGGGCCUGCGAACGCGUUCAAUGGAAAGAAAAAGUGGUCUGCGCCCGUGGACAUGAACGAUUUCAUGCGAUAUCUGGACGCGUGUGUGAUUCCAGCUAUCAAGAACCAAUUGCUGGAAGAUCAUGAGGCAAUUGAUGCCAUUUCGAUGUGCACGAACCACCAGGAGGUUAUUACAAAUGAUGUCUUGCAACUCUCCAAGUUGAAACAGCACGACAUGCCAUAUAACCCGGUCAUCUGCGCGCCAGAGGUUGUCAUCUCACGCGUGAUGAGGAUGUUCCGAAGUCUUAUGCGCAAGAAACGUAUUGAAUUUGGAUGGCAUCUUUCCAUAAAGACGGAAGGACAAGCUGUGGAAAAAACCUAUUCCGAAUUCAGAAAUGUGGUGGAUGCUGAAUUGGUUUUCUCGGAACCCGACCGUUUGGCACAAAUUAUGUUCAACCUAGUAACCAACGCUAUCAAGUUCACGGAAAAGUCCACAAACGAAAAAAGGAUCACCAUUGCAGUAGAACUCACGAACUCGGUCAUCGAGGAAGAAGUAGAUGCCGCAACCGCAGGGCCUCGUAAACAGCGUAUUACCGACAUAAAAGUUUCGGUGAAGGACACUGGAAUCGGGAUAUCCGACGUGGAGCAGCAAAAGCUCUUUCAACGUUUCAGUCAAGCAUCUGUCAAAACGCACAGCACCUACGGAGGCUCCGGGCUUGGUCUGUCCAUUUGCAGGCAACUCAUUGAUAUGAUGGGGGGCCAGAUUGGUCUGAGCAGCGCCGCAAAUGCGGGUACCGAUGUUUUCUUCAACCUUCGCUGCAAAAGACCAGCGGAACAAGAGAUGCGCGAAUUUCUAAGCGGCGUAGCGGAGAGCGAAGUUGCUGAAUCGCUAUCGGCAUCCUCCUCGUCGACCGCGAGCUCAUUGACUUGCUCGAGCUUGGAUCAUGAAAGGGAUUCUUUAAUGUUAGCAUCGGCCGCGAAUCACACACCAAAUGGAGCUUCUACAUCUGCUUCGCAGCCCUCAAUCGCUGAUAUGUUGGCGCCGCCGAUCUCUAAUGGCGCUGAGUGGCUCGGGAAGCCACCGGCACCCGCGCCGUGUGAUCAACCGAAACGACCCACUCGGCAGCGCAAAGAUCUUCGAUUGGACGAACUUAAAGUUCUCAUAGUAGAGGAUAACAUGAUCAAUCAGAAGGUCCUUCGGAAACAGCUGGACAAGGAGGGUGUUACGACUGAAGUUGCCAACAACGGCCAAGAAGCCAUUGAGCAAUUUAUGAAAGGAAACUUUAACGUUAUUAUCAUGGACGUCGAAAUGCCCCUCAUGAACGGGCUAGAAGCCACGGGCCAUAUCCGCGCGCUCGAAGAGUCGAAUGCAAGUGCUGUGAAAGUGCCGAUUCUGGGACUCUCUGGAAACGCGCGUGACGUGUUUCGGGAAAGGGCGAUAUCUGCUGGUAUGAACCGCUACCUGGUAAAACCUUACUCGAAGGUGGUUUUGUUCGAAAAUCUCGUAGAGUUAGCAAAUAGCCCGCCGUCAAUGUAGGCCAUUCAUCAUACUUGAUUGUGGACACGGAGUGUGGGAUCUCUUCAGAUCUACAUAGGUUUUGCAAUAGCAUCAUUCACUGUGGGAUGGGUUAGGGGUUAGGGUCAUUUUCGAACCCUCAUAUCGCGCGUAACCUGACUUGUUAUUUGUACAGUACAUAUUUUUGUGGGUCUUUGAAAAUCAGCCGAUA